Molecule: messenger RNA, 2773 nt
Organism: Uloborus diversus
Lineage: Eukaryota; Metazoa; Arthropoda; Arachnida; Araneae; Uloboridae
Product: carcinine transporter-like
Exons: 10
Coding region: 1-1686 (561 amino acids)
Biological process (GO): transmembrane transport
Cellular component (GO): membrane
Molecular function (GO): transmembrane transporter activity
Source: RefSeq, a predicted model, not a curated record
AUGGAUUUUGAAACUAUUUUGCGAGAUGUCGGAGAUUUUGGAAGGUAUCAGAAAUCCUUAUUAUUGAAAUUCAUGGUACCGACAACAUUUGCUUCAGCAUUCUAUGUGCUCAAUGUGAUAUUUAUGGUAGCAACUCCCGAUCACUGGUGUCUAGUACCACAACUGUCUGCUCUUAAUCUAACUGAACAGCAAAUCAAGAACUUUGCCAUUCCAAUAUUGCCCGAAGGAUCUUUUUCAAAAUGUACCAUGUAUGCUUACAACUAUGCAUCUGUCGCUGCAGAAUAUAAAUCGACCGGAAAACUGCCGGAAAUGAACAGUGGUAAGAAAAUUCUCAUUAAACCUAUCCGAAAAUGCAAUGAUGGUUGGGUUUACCAAAAAGAAUGGUAUGAAGAAACUAUUGUCUCCCAGUGGGAUCUGGUAUGUGAUAACAAUUACCUUCCGAGUCUGGUUCUAACUUUGGCAAAUGCGGGAAGCGUUUUUGGAACUUUCGUUUUUUCGAUUGUAGCUGACAGACAUGGUCGCAAAGCAGCUUUCCUGACCAACAUAGCUGUUGCUGCAGUCUCUGGCAUACUGUCAAUUUUCUCACCCAUCUUCGCCGUCUUCGCCAUUCUACGAAUGUUGACGGGAUCAACUGUGCCUGCCAACUUUCAGCUUCCUUACAUUAUCACUGUUGAGCAAGUUGGACCACGACAGAGAGCUUGGUUGGUGUGCAUUUCUUGGUUGCUAUGGACCACAGGAGCAUGUUGCUUGUCCCUUGUAGCCUAUCUUUCAAGACACUGGACCACGUUGGGAUUGGUUACCACUAUGCCGAUAAUAACAUUCAUUGUUUAUGCAAAGUAUUUGAAAUCUUCUCCGAGAUACCUCAUAACUCAAGGUCGAUGCGAAGAAGCUGCUGCACUUAUUGAAGCCAUUGCUGAAACCAAUGGCUUUAAGCCACCCACCGAACUUCUCCAAAAUUUAAAAAAAAUUAGUGAGAAUGUGAAAAAUGAAGAUGUGAAAGCUACCAGUGAAUCACUUUUUGAUCUUUUUAAAUACCCUCAACUUAGGAAAAAGCUAUUCAUAGUAACACUAAAUUGGUCUGCCAUUGCAGUUGCUUAUUUUGGAUUAACAUUAAAUGUAACAAAUCUCGGAAAAAAUGAUUUUCUAAACUUUUUUCUUCUUUGUGCUGUGGAAUUACCUGCUUUUCCUUUGGCAUUGGUGGUUAUGGAGAAAAUUGGACGCCGAUGGUCUAAUACCGUUUUCGUAUUGUUAACAGGAAUAGCGUGUUUGGUGCCUUCCUUUUUAACUAAAGACGCGGGAACUUCUGCGAUAGUUGCUUCUAUGUUGGGAAAAUUUGGUUCAGCGGCAGCAUUUAUGGUCAUCUACCAACAAGCUGCUGAGUUGUACCCUACAUCGGUACGAGCAUUGGGGAUGGGUAUUGGUUCCGUGGUAUCUUCUCUUGCUGUAAUCUGUAUGCCUUACGUCUGCUACUUGGGAAUUUACAACAAAGCCAUUCCUUUCCUUAUUAUUGGAGCAUUAUGCGUGUCUGCUGGCUUAGUAGCCCCUUUAGUUCCUGAAACACUCCAUCGACACCUGCCGCAGACGAUUCAAGAUUCUGAAGAAUUCGGAACAGGAAAAGGAUGCUUUCCCUGCUGCAGUAACAAUGAAAAAGAUGAACACGAAAUUGAAAACACUCAAAAUGUCUGAAUCAUUUGAAAAAUGAAACAUUUUCUUUGAAGACAAGAGGAAGACAGCUGAAACUGACCAGAAAAUAAUUGCUUAAGCUUCAGCAUCAAAAUGUGAUAUUUUAUAGUUUUGUAAGUUAUUUUUUAAGAUUACAUGUCGUUUUGAACAUGAAUUGCUUUCAGAUACAACAAGCUAACUGAGUUUCAUCUAAAAAAACCCCGACAACGUAGAGCCUGAUUACUGUAGAGACUCAGGUUGAGAAUCAAUGCGCUAUAACAUUUGCAAUUUUUAGUUUAAUGAGAAUUGCAUGAAUUUGUCAGGGAAUUCCUUUGCAAAAUAAAAUAUCGAUUUUUUUGCUACAUUUGAUUCUGUACAGCUAAAAUUCUACAAAUGUUUAUCCACAGUUUGAAAUAUUUUUUAACUCUUUGUUGUUCAUAUUUUAAAAACAGCAUAGUACAUUGAAGUACACUUGGCUACAAUCUUAGCAAACUUUUAUUUUCGUUAUUUUAUGUCUUAAGAGAGAAAAGACAAAUGUAUAUGUUCAUUAUAUACAUAAUUUAGUUUAAAAAAUGAGUAAGAACCAAUGCAGUGCAAAUGCAUUUAACUUUUCUAACGUCAAUGUGUGACUACUUUCUUAUCAUUUGUGAUCAUAUGCAUGGUGUUCAUUACAUACAUAAUUUACAGUUAAAAAUGAGUAAGAAUCAAUGCAGAGCAAAUGCAUUGAACUUUUCUAACGUUGCUGUGUGACUACUUUCUUAUCAUUUGUUAUCAUAUGCAUGGUGCUCAUUAUAUACAUAAUUUACAGUUAAAAAUGAGUAAGAAUCAAUGCAGAGCAAAUGCAUUGAACUUUUCUAGUGUUGCUGUUUGACUAUUUUCUUAUCAUUUGUGAUCAUAUGCAUGGUGUUCAUUGUGAAUUUUUCUAAAUUCACAGAAACUUUAACAUUACUGUGUAAUGUUUUCUUCUAUUUAUUUUCCUAUGGAAAAGUGUUUUUAAAUUUUUAGCAAGUUCAUGUAUUUCAUUCAAAUAAUAAAUAUUUUAAGUCAUCUUUUUUAGAUGUUGAAUGUAAAAACUGUUUCAAAUUUUUUUGUAUAUAAAUAAAAAUAUGCA